AUGCAACAUGGUGCCCACCAGAACGAGGGUGAUGAAAUCAUGGCAACACCCCCAAACCUGCCGAGACAUGCAGGAACCAACCAGACCACUGCCAAGCACAAGAUUACGCCAAGAAACGAAGAAACACCUGGCACCGGAAUGCCCACCAACCACUUCCUUCCACACAACCCAGAAACUGAAAUCAAGUUCGAAAACAUCCCCACCGAUGACCCAACCACAGCCAGAGCAACCCGCCCAGAAGCUACCGCAACCUCAUCCAGCUCGAAACCCCACCAAGCUGCCAUAGUACAAAACCAACCAGCGCGAACAGGGCGAGUAAAUUCGACCGACGACGAAUCCAUUGAAACAGAUGACGACACACACCAGGAGACGCCAAAGCCUACCAAGUCAGUCAGCAUCUUCGAGGGAGACGGGGAGCACACCCAGGACACAGUACCCGACCCCAGACCAUGA
Messenger RNA from Seminavis robusta, 453 nucleotides. NCBI's taxonomy places the organism in Eukaryota, Bacillariophyta, Bacillariophyceae, Naviculales, Naviculaceae. The record is from the annotation of a GenBank genome assembly.